Branchiostoma belcheri (Belcher's lancelet) is the source of this 2177-nucleotide messenger RNA. RefSeq names its product neuronal acetylcholine receptor subunit alpha-10-like. Gene Ontology annotation, biological process: regulation of membrane potential; nervous system process; signal transduction. Gene Ontology annotation, cellular component: synapse; postsynaptic membrane; neuron projection. The transcript has 11 exons. Gene Ontology annotation, molecular function: acetylcholine-gated monoatomic cation-selective channel activity; acetylcholine binding; acetylcholine receptor activity. The coding region runs from base 367 to 1845 and encodes 492 amino acids. Lineage: Eukaryota; Metazoa; Chordata; Leptocardii; Amphioxiformes; Branchiostomatidae. The record is from RefSeq and is a predicted model, not a curated record.
ACUACGUGGUGGUAUGCCCUUAAGGUCAAAUGACGCCUUAACACCACACCUGUCCUUUUUAGCAGAAGUGUUACGUUACCUGUUCAUGGCAACCCUUUUUUUGUCAUGUUUACUUUAAGUCCGAACGGGAGAUACUUGUUUCAAAGGCCUUUGUGUAGUGUCGACAAAACGUGACGACUUAUUCAGUCCGAUGCAUUUCGGUAGACGUUCGGCUAUACCUACGUCUUCGGGGAGGAAGCUCAUUUAAACCAAGCGAACGAUCGCCAUUUCCUGGUGGAUAGACAGACUAUUUGGAAUACCUUCAUCUUUUGAAAGUCAGAGGAAAACGUGAUUGACACAGAGGAGAGGUAAAUUAGCUGAGAAAACAUGCACGGAAGGUGGCUUCUUUGCUGCGCCAUUUUGGUCGCCAUCUUGAAAGGAUGUUGUGGGUUGUCCUUGGAGGCCGAUCUCAUCACACAUCUGCUGAACGGCUACAACAGGGAAGCCCGGCCGGUGGAAGACGCCUCCCAGGCCGUGCAAGUCUCACUGGACAUGGCGCUGGCUCAAGUCAUUGACGUGAAUGACAGAGAACAACUCAUCACAAUCAACGUGUGGCUGAGACAUUAUUGGUACGACGAACAUUUGAAAUGGAACUCCUCUGACUACGGAAACAUCACCUCCAUACGACUGACCAGUACCAACAUUUGGUUACCGGACAUCGUCUUAUAUAACAACGUGUUUGACGAAGGAUUCGCCCAGCAGCCUGAGGUCAAAGCCAUCGUGAACUCUGACGGCUACGUGACGUAUCUGUACCCGUUCACGUUCAAGGCCUCCUGCCUCAUCAACGUCGAGUUCUUCCCGUACGACCAGCAGGCCUGCCCGCUCAAGUUCUCGUCAUGGGCCUACGACGGCUUCUCAUUGAACGUUACCAAUAGGGGUCCAAAUGGCGACUUGUCCAAUUUCAUCAGAAACGAAGAAUGGAGCAUCACGGAACUUCGGGCAAUAAGAAGCGAGGCCUAUUACAGCUGUUGCCCGGAGCCUUACCCUGACGUCACGUUUUACAUCAUCAUGAAGAGAGAGUCGCUGUACUACCUGUACUACGUGGUGGCGCCGUGUAUCAUUAUCCUGAUCAUCAGCCUGUUGAGUUUUGCGAUGCCCCCCGACUCGGGCGAGAAGCUGUCCCUCAGCACCACCAUGCUGCUGGCUUUGGUCGUCUUCAUGCAGAUCGUGGCCGAGAACCUGCCGACAACAUCCAGAUACAUCCCCUUCAUAGGGAGGUACUUCGGAGCCAUCAUUGCGAUAGUGUCCCUGUCGUCUAUGCUGAGUAUCUGGAUCCUGUCCUUCCACUUCACCAACCCCAACCCCAAACCUCCGCCCACCUGGCUCAAGCGGCUGCUGCGGAUGGAGAGGAGGGACGAGUGGGCGGAGUGGUUCUUCUGUGGCUGCUGCAGGGCGGUACAGGCCCGGUCAGGCUUCAAGAUCAGGCGCCUCAGCGAGAGGUCAACUUCCUCAGACGUGAACCUCAAGAAACAGAACAGACCAAAAUCCAACAAGGUGUCUCCCAUGCCGUCUCAGCAGAACGGGAACGCCUUCCCCCACGAGCGGCAGACCAAGGUCCCGCCGCUGGUCACCAACAGCGACGCCGCCCUGCUGGAGAAGAUCGACACCAUCAUCACCGAAAUCCGCGACACCAGGGAGGAAAGAGAGGAGAAGGAGCGGGAAGAAGCCAUCGUGAACGAGUGGAAAGAAGUGGCCGCACGCCUGGACAGAUGUCUACUCGGCGUCUUCUUCGUGGUCUCCGUUCUUGUCAAUGCUACUAUGACUUACACCAAUAGAGUUAGUAGCAGUCAGUUACCUAAUCCGUAAGCCUGAAAAUGGAGUUGAUGUAACAAAACCAUGAGCGGGCACUUUAUAGUUGCUGUCUUGAAUAUGGGUGUGAUUCUCCCAAUACAUCUGGAGAUGUUUGGUGUACCAAAUUGUCAGCUGUUUUUGCUGAUAGAAAGUCGGUACCCUUGUCGGCAUUGUCACAUGUUAAACAAUGCACGGUGCAUUGAGGCAACGAAUACAGCUUCGUAAACAACAACAAACUUGAACUUUGCUGUUCUGUGAACAUCUGUGUUGGUACAAGUCAUUAUGAAAUAAAGACUAAGCUUUAACUUCCAACACUUAGACUACAGAAAUGGGACUUGCCCCAAAUU